Molecule: messenger RNA, 2686 nt
Organism: Caenorhabditis sp. 36 PRJEB53466
Lineage: Eukaryota; Metazoa; Nematoda; Chromadorea; Rhabditida; Rhabditidae
Source: the annotation of a GenBank genome assembly
AUGAUCGUGGUAAUUCUGCUAGCCCUUGCCCUUUUGUACAUUCUCGAUUUGGUCUACUGGAAGAGAAGGAAUCUACCGCCAGGUGAGCUACUUUUUGUGAAAUUUGUGUAGUUUUUGGCAUUUAUUGUAUCGAAUUGUACAUGUUAUGGAUUAGUUAAUAAAACAAUUAGCAGACAGAUCAACGUAGAUCAAAUAGCAAUCAUUAUACGUCUGGAUGACGUAACAUCUCCCUCGCGAUAUAUAUCUCGGCUGUUUGUAGAGAUAUCAAAAAGUUGUCAACUGAUAAAAUAUUCAUCGAAGAAUUCUGCACGUUUUAUCAGUUGACAACUUUUUGAUAUCUCUACAGACAGCUGAGAUACACCUAUCUUUUUUCAGGACCGAUUCCAAUGCCACUUGUCGGAAAUUUGCAUUUGAUCACCGAAGAAACAAAGCCAGGAUACAAGAUGUUUGAAAGACUCAAGUGAGUUUGUCCACCGUUUUCUUAUCAAUUCCCAUACAUUUUUUCUUAUAACAAACCUAGCCAGAAUUGAAGGGAACAAUACGGACCGGUCUACACGUUCUGGAUGGCCAGCCUGCCAAUGGUGACCGUGACCGACUGGAAACUCAUUAAACAACACUUCAUCAAGGACGGAGGCAAUUUUGUGGGCAGACCCGACUUUCCAAUGUCCAUUGAGAUCAGAAGUGAAUUUUCUGAACAUCCAAAUCAUUGUUGUAUUGGUUUUCAGAAGGCUCCUAUGGUAUAAUUGAGGCGAGCGGAGAACGAUGGAUCCAGCAGAGACGGUUCGCUUUGCACGUGCUCAGAGACUUCGGGUUGGGCAAGAAUUUGAUGGAGGAAAAGGUAUCACAUUCAUUGUGACAAACUGUGACUCUCGGUUUCGAUCACAUUACAAUUCCAGGGCUGGGCAAUUGGCCGGCACGGGCUUUUCGUUGGUCGACCAUUGUAAUGGACUUUUGAACCACUUGUAAUAUUCCGAUCGGACCCAAACUUUGCAGGCUUCUUGGACAUGGGUUGAAGCAUAUUGGGACCAAGUUUCAGCCCGAUCGGAUCGUCGGGUUCCGAGAUAUGUGGAUCAUUGGCCAAAAUUGGCCGGAAGCCCGGGCUUUUUGGAAAAAAUCGGCCAAUGAUCCACAUAUCUCGGGACCCGACGAUCCGAUCGGGCUGAAACUUGGUCCCAAUGGCCCUCAAUCCAAGUGCAACAAUCCUGCAAAGUUUGGGUCCGAUCGGAAUAUUGCAAGUGGUUCAAAAGUCCAGGUCAAGGGCCGGCCAAUUGUCCAGCCCUGUACAAUUCCUCAUUUUACCACGUCUUCUUUGAUUCGUGGACAAUGUACUAGGCUUUAUAUUGUCAAUGAUUGGCAGGUUCUCGGAGAGGUGACGGCGAUGAUCGAGAGAAUCCGUGCGGCUCCGGAUGACGUCAACAUGCAGAAUAUCUUCGACGCGUGCAUCGGAUCGAUCAUCAAUUCUCUGCUGUUCGGGUACAGAUAUGAUGAGGUUAGGUGUGUUUGGUCCAUUCCUAAUUACCCAUUCUCAGACAAACAUCGACGAUUUCCUGGAGCUGAAGGGCCGAAUGGACAAGCAUUUCAAGAUGGCCGCGGAGCCGAUCGGCGGCCUCGUCCAAAUGUAUCCGUGGCUCGGAAACUUUCCAUUCUUCAGCUAUUACAAGAAAAGUACGACACGAACCGUAUCACAACCACAACACUUCGUUUCUUUUAGUAAUCGCUGACAACUUUGUGGGUUUGAUGGAGAUGUUCCGGAGGCAGGCGAUGGAGAAAAUGGCAACGAUCGACUACGAUUCGGACGAAUAUUCCGACUAUGUGGAGGCAUUUUUGAAGGAGAGAAAGAAGCAUGAGAAUGAGAAGAACUUUGGGGGAUACGAGUGAGUUCCCCGCUUCAAAAAGUGCUUUUCCUCAAAGAACAUUACAGAAUGGAGCAGCUGGACAGCGUGUGCUUCGACCUGUGGGUGGCCGGAAUGGAGACGACCUCGAACACGCUCUACUGGUCCCUCUUGUACGUGCUCCUCAACCCGCAAGUCCGUCACAAAGUGUACGAGGAGCUGGACAGAGUGAUCGGCAACGAUCGGAUCAUCACCACUUCCGACCGAAAUCAACUCAACUAUAUCAGUGCCACCCUUAAUGUGAGCUUAAGGAACUCUUUACUUGAAAAUAAUUAAGAGUCUUUACAGGAAACCCAACGACUCGCCAACCUCCUUCCGAUGAAUGUUUCUCGAAAAACGACAGCCGAAGUGGAAAUCGGUGGAUACCGUAUUCCGAAGGAUACGGUAAUCACUCCGCAAAUCAGUGUGGUCAUGUACGAUCCGGAGGUUCGUUUGGGAACAUUCGGAUUGUGGUGAAUCUAGUCACAUUUCAGAUCUUCCCAGAGCCACAAGAGUUCCGACCGGAGCGAUUCUUAGAGGAAGACGGAAGUUUGAAGAAGGUCGAAGAGGUGAGCCAACUUUUUGCGGUUUCCAUCGAUUUUCGGUCCUUGCAGCUCGUGCCCUUCUCGAUCGGAAAGCGUCAGUGUCUGGGCGAAGGCCUCGCCCGCAUGGAGCUCUUUCUGUUCUUCGCCAAUUUGUUCAACAAGUUCGACAUUUCGCUCCAUCCGUCAAAUCCGAAUCCGAGUACGGACAAAGAGUGCGGAGUCACGAUGAAGGCGAAGAAUUAUCGAUGUGUCAUGAAGGAACGAUUCUAG